This is a messenger RNA of Cyphellophora attinorum, 3837 nucleotides long. RefSeq names its product Counting factor 60. The transcript is spliced from 7 exons. The record is from RefSeq and is a predicted model, not a curated record. Lineage: Eukaryota; Fungi; Ascomycota; Eurotiomycetes; Chaetothyriales; Cyphellophoraceae. Gene Ontology annotation, molecular function: RNA polymerase II cis-regulatory region sequence-specific DNA binding; DNA-binding transcription factor activity, RNA polymerase II-specific. Gene Ontology annotation, biological process: regulation of transcription by RNA polymerase II. Gene Ontology annotation, cellular component: chromatin. Bases 1 to 3837 code for a protein of 1278 amino acids.
AUGGGCGAAGGUGAAGUCGCGCACCAUCGAAAGAAGGACAAAGCAAAACAGUGCUUGUACUGCGAGCGCAAGUUCACCAAGGAGGAGCAUCUCAAGCGGCACCAGCGGAGCCAUACAGGCGAGAAACCCUUCAAGUGCCAUCGGUGUAACAAGCAGUACGGACGGAGUGAUGUACUUGCGCGCCAUUUGCAGACUCACGGUAUCAUCGUGACCGGAAGGAGACAGGAGGAUCCGUCGCAGAGCUAUGGUCAACCCAACGGAGUAGCUGGGGCUACGGACAUUGGUGGGAGCCUCCAUAAUGAUGGGCAGACGGGCGACAGCGAAGUGGUCGAUAUCGCGAAUAUCGACAUUACUCUUCACUCCAUCCGCGAUUCAGGACUAUCCAGAAGUCCACAGCAACCAGUGUUUGCUGCUGAGCAGCAGCACUCAGAUAUUUGGCCCACCAUAUCUGGGUUUGCUAACCAGGACGCGAGUGCUCAAGGCACCCAUCUCAGCGCAUCGCACCACUCCCGGUCGAUAGCGCCUCGAACAUUACCCGCUGAUCUAUCAUGCGCACCACUUCCAUGGAUAGAGCAAGACUAUCCGUCGCAGGGAAUCGGUCAGUCGCGUUCUGGUAGCACAGAUGUACGACUGCCUUCCCUACCACCUACACCAAGGAGCGGCUUUCCUGGCACUUGGACACCAUUUCCGAGGACACCUGACAUUCCUGCGUUCAGCCCCAGUGUCUUCAGGUACAUGGACUUCGACCCCUCAGCGACACCUGUCGGACCACAAUCUCCUCGUCCGCGGCGGUCGUCUUCGAAGGUCUUGUUCUCCGACAAUCAGCUUCGCCAUAUACGUCAUCUUUGGCAGGGUCAAAGAUCUGCACCAAGUUUGCAGCUCAUCCGGUCUCUGUGGAGUGCCGCAGCCAGGCAUACAGCGCCGAACAUAUUUUCCUUUUCAGCGGCGUCCGAAAAGAGGCAAGAUUAUGCGGAGUCUGGUCGAAGUCGACGGUGGAAGCUAGACGAACAGUGUCGGCGGGAUUUGAUCCAUUUUUGCGAGGACAUGGAAGAACGAUUAUCUUUGGACGCUGAUGCUGGGACUGGCUUGUUCCCCCAUACUCAGUCUGGACCGACGCCCUCGCCAGGAUCGAUUUCAGACACAAGCUCACUACCAGGCCUGUCGGCUGAUGGCUUUCCUACCUUGGAAGUCUUAGAAGCCAGUCUGGAUUUUUACUUUCAGUACUUUCCAUUCGCUUUCGUUCACAAAGCCACCUUCGAUGCAGGAACAACGCACCGGGCCAUUCUACUUCCCAUGAUUUUGAUUGGGCUGACGUCGCUUUACCUUGAGCGCUCUAAGAAUUUCGUCCUCCGCCAUUCGAAAAGGUUGAUGCGCCUCUGUCAUCAGAAUCUGACUAAUGAUGCACUUGGUCGCUGCGAGCCGUGGACGCUUCUAAUCACGAUCACGUCCACGUUGCUAGUCACGUACAUUUGCCUGGGCCUGAUUGAAGAAGUUGGCCACAACCAGGCCCACAUGCUGUGCUCACAAACUAUGAGUGUGGCAGAGAAGCACGGUCUUUUUGCAGCAGAGCGCGGCGAAGACGUCAAAGCGUUGCUGAAUGAAUUCGUGUCUGGCUCUGAGAAUCAGUGGAUGGCAUGGUCCCGUGUGGAAUCUGCUAAACGUGUUGUUGCACACCUCCUCCUUCUCGAUUCGGCGUACGCUCGUCUGCAAGGCGCUGCUGGAGUCGUUGACAUCGACAGAGUCGGAUUGUUGCUGCCGUGUGCCCAGCAGCUCUUCGAAACAGGAACGCUUGCACGGUUCCAGGCCCUGAAGGCUCAAAAAGGCAUGUCAGAAGUCACCCCUUUGAUCAGCAUAUUCAACUUCGCCGAGCAUGCAGUGCCGCAUUUGAUGGGCCCGCUGGCGCUGCAACUGCUACUCACACUGUUCUUUCUGAGAAUAUCAUCGGCCCGUCACCACCUGCCUACACCACACCACAGCAACGAAAGCGAAUCAAAGUCUUACAGUCCUGCCGAAGCUUUCGCUCACAACGCUGCGACCCGAAGCGCUCUUGAAGGCAUAAUAUCGCUUCCCUCUCUUUUUAUGCGGCAGAUACAGCACGGAGACCCUAUGUGCGCACUGGCUUACAACAAUCUUGGUCUCUCACUGACCGCUGACAUGGACCUCUUAGAGAUUGCAUCCGGACGAGAAGUGAUCAGCAUGUAUCUUUUUCACGUGGAGCAGCUUCAAAGACCGGAUGAUGCACAACCUUUGGAGCUUCUGGACGUCGUUGACUGGUCGCUCGUGGGUGGCGAGGGACUCCGGUCGCCAUCUUCGGGCAGUGGCGUCAAUGGAGCAGUCUCAGAUCCCGGACUCACCACUUCGGCGACAACAUUCAUCCGCCACGGUGGCAUGACCACCUUUGCAGGAGACCCGCUGGACCCAGGUUCUCACACAGCCCGCAAGAUCCUGAGCAACUACGUUCAUCUUGUGGAUGAGCUCGGCAGGUGGCGCAUGUCAAGAUACUCGCAGUUGCUACGGACCAUGAGUGAUUUCGCUAUCGAGGGGCCUGACGCGUCGAGGACUGAGGAUACGCAGGAUGGCUCAAGCGAACUGGUUGCAAGGGCCACAGUCAACGGCAAUCAUUCUGCUGCGGUCGCGCCUUUUUGGGAAGACUACACUUAUUGUCAGGGGCGGACCAUCGACGCAAGCACAUAUCAGCCCAUUCAGAAUGCCACAAUGAUCAAGCUCAUAGAAAUGAACCGCCACGGCGCACGUUCCCCGGCCGCUGGACCAGUCCCAGGGGACAACACGGAGUGGUUCCAAUGCGGACAGCCUGACGGUUUCGUCUUCAUGCAGAACGGCAGCACACUCUCGCCAGACCAUACACCGUUCAUGCAGGACCAAGAGGUCAUCAGUGGAGCUUUCGCAUACACAUUCUGGAAAGGCAACUGCGAUGCUGGUCAAUUGACAAACAAUGGAUCCCUGCAACUUCAGGCCCUUGGACGGAACCUUCGUGCUCUAUAUGUCGACAAGCUGGGCGUUCUCCCCACGGAGAUGUCUCCUAAUUUCAACAUCAGCCACACAUACAUUACCAGGACGCAGCAGUCUGCCGAGAACCUCUUCGCAGGCCUCUAUCCACCAUCCACCCGACCCACCAACACCACCCUUACCAUGCGCGUCAGACCCAGCCCAAUCGAAGUCCUGAUCAGCAAUCCCACCGCUUGCCCAAAGCUUGCCAACCUAACCGCGCAAUACGCCGCCUCCAGCGCAUACGCCUCCGCCCUCGCCCCGUACAACAAUCUCCAAACCACUCUCGUGAACGCGUACAACACCUCCCGCAUCAAGGGCUAUAACACCACAGCAGGCCUCUUUGACACCGCCGCCGCAACCUACUGCGCGGGCCUCGGCCUCAAAGGCAAUCUCACGGCUUCCGACAUUCAGACGCUCGUCGUGCCCGGCACGUCCGCGUACCACAACGUCUGGCGGCCCAACAAUCCUAAUUACGAAGAAGCAAAGAUGCUCGGCGUAGGUCCCUGGCUGCAGGAAAUCGUCGGCUCGCUGACCAACUAUUCCUCGCCGCUGGAGGUCUACUCCGCCCACGAUGCGAGUCUGGAUAUGUUCUUAGCGGUAGUGGCUGAUCCAGACCUGCCCUGGCCGCCUUAUGCAAGUAAUGUGCUGACUGAGGUGUGGCGGUAUGAGGGGAAUGGGUCGACGGUGGUGAGGAUGUUUUAUGAGGGUACGGUCGUGCCGGCUGUUGAAGGACUCGGCUGCAGUCUGGCCGCUUGUCCGUUGGAAACGUUUAUGGCUUUCGUGAAGUCGUAUAUCCCGCAGGAUCUGAAGAGUGCUUGUGCGCUGUAA